AAAUAGACCUGGAGCUGUCCAGCCGUUUGCCUCGAUCGUCCGUGUAUCUAUCGCCUUUCGAUGUGCGAAUUCAUGGGAAAAGAAAGCGUAUUCAGAAAUUUCCUACAGGGGAAGUUGUACUGCGAGCUGGAAGCUUAUUAAUUGACAGCAUCUCUUCGCUGGGUGUCGUCUAACAAGUUCCCUGGAUCAUCUGGAUCAAAUAUGAUCUACUAUCUGGUUGUAGGUGUCACGGUCAGUGCUGGUGGAUACUAUACUUACAGGACAAUAACAUCAGAGCAAGUCAAACAUACUGAACAUAAAACAAAUUUGAAAGAAAAGGCCACAACAGAGUUACAGUCACUUCAAGGUGCAGAGGAGAACCUUGCAGGAGCAGAGAAAGCAAGUGCAGAAGCCCCUGAAGUGUCUUCGGCGGAGGCUCGGGUGGUCGAUGCGGGAGAAAUCUCCGAGGCUACCGCUGCAGUGGGGGCAGUGGCUCCGGCCUGUCCAGAGGCUGCGGGGGCCGCUCAGGGGGGGACCACCGCAGUGGGCGCCGAAACCCGCCCAGAGGUCCCAAAUGCGGCCGCCGAGGAAAGCGCCCAAGUCAGUGCCCAAACGACCUCGGAGGUCACCAGUGCAGCUCCGGAUGAAGCCGUUGCCAUCAGGAAUGAAGAAGGUACGACCGAGAACCAAGGCGUUGCCAUCAGUGACGACGAAGGUACAACAGAGAAGGAAAGCGUUGCCCUCAGUGACGGCGAAGGUACAACAGAGAAGGAAAGCUUUGGUGAAGGUGCUGCGCUGGAAGGACACCCUCCUGUGGGGUCAGAAUCCUCUGCUGGGGAUGUUGUAGAGGGAGAAGCCCGUGUUGGUGCUGAGGCCACAGCUCAGGGCUAAUUAUACAGAGCGACACCAAAACGCUAGAGGGAUUCUGGGAGCUGCUUUUGUAGUUUUAGUCAGUUUAGCUUUUU
Messenger RNA from Molossus molossus (Pallas's mastiff bat), 944 nucleotides. It is a transcript of the gene MGARP, whose product is annotated as mitochondria localized glutamic acid rich protein. Gene Ontology annotation, biological process: anterograde axonal transport. The coding region runs from base 202 to 870 and encodes 222 amino acids. Gene Ontology annotation, cellular component: mitochondrial outer membrane; mitochondrion. Lineage: Eukaryota; Metazoa; Chordata; Mammalia; Chiroptera; Molossidae. The record is from RefSeq and is a predicted model, not a curated record. The transcript has 4 exons.